Meloidogyne enterolobii is the source of this 2166-nucleotide messenger RNA. The record is from the annotation of a GenBank genome assembly. NCBI's taxonomy places the organism in Eukaryota, Metazoa, Nematoda, Chromadorea, Rhabditida, Meloidogynidae.
CGUCAAUUCAUAAUGUCUAUGCAAUCAACAAUUCCUCCACCUCCGCAAGAUCCAGAAUUGCAACGAAUAAUCGAUUCAACGGCAGAAUUUGUUGCCAAAAAUGGCCCUGCAUCUGAAGAAGUUGUUAGACAACAAAACAGAAAUGAUCCCCGAUAUGUUUUUCUGUUCGGAGGGGAAUUCUUUGACUACUACAAAUAUAGAUUGCUGUUUGAAAUACAAAAUUUACAAGUAAUUGCUCAAAUACCUCCACCAACAACGAAGAAUUCGUUGGAAUUUGAAUUAAAAAAUGCAGAAGAACAAAUAACUUGUCUUAGGAAGCAAAUAAUUGAUUCCGAAUCUAAUUUAAAAGCACACGAGAUGGCACUGAAUUCUCAAAGACAGUCAAAAAUUGAUGUUUUAUGGAGAGCAAAAGAGGAUAAACGCAUUGAUGAUUUGGUCAAACAAGUUGGACUAAAUAUCUCAUCUUUUGACAAAUGUUUGGAACGGCUACAAGAAUCCGGCUCCAAAGAUACAAUUUCGAACAGUAAAAAAUGGAUUUUCGACAAUUGUAGUAGUGAUCGUUUGCGAGAAAUUAUUCUUACUUAUCUUCUGCACAGAGUGCGGGAACGUACAGCAACCGAUGCGUUUAGACUUCAUGUUCUUUACUUAAUUAAUGAUUGGGCACAUUAUUGUCAUCGCAAGAAAUUGGACAGCAUCCGUCAAAUGCUUUCACGUUAUGUGCCCAAACUUUACGCUUAUGCUAGUAAUAAUGCUGGGACAAUAAACGCUUUUAGUGAGAAAUUAGAAAAAUUAGUUGGUGUUUGGGAAGGACAUAAAUACUUUGAUGAUAGUUGUUUCAAGCAAUUACGAAAUCCUGUCGCUGUUAUAGCCACAGAACAGGCAACUGUGGCUGCAUAUCAAUCACAGUUGGCAAUUGAAGUGGAUAAAGAAAUUGGUGAAACACUUGGGAGUUAUGCAAAACAACAUAAAGAAUAUGAGCAACAUGUUUUGACGAAAAUUGCAACAAUGGAGACACAAAUGAGGGAGAUUAAAGAUAGAAUAGAAGCUGAAAAUAUAAGACAAAAAGAAGAAGAAUAUGGCACAGAAAGAAGACGUUCUCGUUUUGAUCAACAACAACCUAAUAAAAUCCCUUCAUUAUUCGAAUCUACCAAUUCACCAUCUAAAAAACCAUUGGGAAUACCUUUGCCAAAAGGAGGGCCUCCUCCUUCAAUGCCUGCUGGAUCAAACUUUCCACCUCCUCGUUCACAACCUCCACCCCCUCCUCAACCUCCAGCUUUGGAUUUGACACCAAAAGUGCCAUACUAUGAAUUGCCUGCUGGAAUGAUUGUUCCACUCGUUAAAAUGGAGGAUGUUACGUAUAACCCGCUAAAAGAGAAGGAUUUGCGUCUUCCUCACCCCGACCCUCCCAGCGAUAGUUUACUUCGAGAAAUUGACCGUUUCUACAGCGCCCUGCAAUUUCCUCCUCCUAUUGAUUGUAUUAGAGAUAAUGAGGGUUGGGAGAUGAAUGGACUUGUUGAACAUUAUGUAAAGAAGGAGGAUCAUAAAAAGAAGCUUGAGCUUAAAAUGAAGGAAGAGGGAAAGACUUUGGAAGAUGCUUUUACCAAUAAAUACAUUCCGCCUAAGACGCCCCCGAAAUCCUCGAAAUCUCCGCCAAGACAUGAAAAAAAUAAUGGAAGACCUAAUAGAAGUCGAAGGAGAACUCGUUCUAGAAGCCGAAGUUCGUCUUCAUCAUCAAGCAGUAGCAGUAGAAGUUCAUCUUCAAGUUCAAGCAGUAGCCGUAGCCCUUCUCCUAGAAGAAGAAGAAAAUCGAGAAGUGCAAGUCCUGUCAUAAAAAGAAUUAAGCGUUCUCGCAGUCCAACACCAGAUGAAAGACCAACGUUUGCCGUGCCAGUUGGACCAGCCCCACGUACUUCAAUUUCCUUCAAAAUCCCUCCUCAACCUAUAAAUCGUGAAACAAAUAAAGGGGCCCAAUUAAUGGCAAAAAUGGGAUGGGAAGGUAAAGGACUUGGGACUAAAGAACAGGGAAUUGAGGAGCCAGUAAGUGGAGGAGAAGUAAGAGAAAAAACGGAGCAAUUUAGAGGGCUUGGAUCAAAACCUGACAUUUAUGAGCAAUAUCGAAAACAAAUGAGUACACAAAUGGCAAGAAGGAUACACAAAUUGAAUUAG